AUGGCCAACGCUGCGAAGAGAAUCCCUCAUAAUAAAGGAAGAGCUCAAGCAAGGGAAGGAGACGAAGGGAAAAAGCUACUACAAGAAGCUUCGAUCUAUGGAGAUGUGUUGGAGGCAAUCCUCAAUCGCAUGACCUUGCUAGACAUGGUGGCGGCGUCUCGUGUCUCAAAGGAAUGGCGAGGUGCCGUCUCCACCUCCCUCCGGAUAUCUCCCCGUGCCAAGCCCUGGUUUAUUGUCUACGUUCUCCACCAUCGCAACCAUUCCAUCACCUCCGCCUGUGCCUUCGACCCUGCUUCUCGCGUCUGGCUUCGCAUCGACAUCGGCGACCUCCACCACUUCACCACCAACGCCGCCGCCUCCGCAUCCUCAUCCCCAGCACUCCGAUCCUCCCAUUCCCAACAUUUACUCUACAAGAUUUCUGCCGGAAUCUUCUCCUUCUCCUUCGACGCGCUUCACCAAACUUGGCACCAAGCGGAAGCGCCGCAAGUGUGGCGUCAGGACCCCAUCGUCGCGCGCCUCGGCUCUCGCGUCCUCGUUGCCGGUGGAACAUGUGACUUCGUGGACGACCCACUCGCAGUCGAGAUGUACGACACUGGAUCCCAGAGAUGGGAGACGUGUGAGCCCAUGCCGGAACUGCUCAAGGACUCCGCCACCAGCACUUGGCUCUCCACCGCCGCCAGCGACAAUAGGCUCUACCUGCUGGAGAAGCGCUCCCGUCUGAUCUGCUCUUUCGAUGCGGAGACCAAGACCUGGGGACCCACUUUGAAUCUGAUAUUGAGCACCAGCGCACCUGUGGCUGUGUUUCACUCCAUCAUCGGAUUCGCCGGCGACCGGUUGGUCCUGGUGGGUCUGAUUGGCGAACCAGGGGAGUUGCAGGGCCUUGGUCUCUGGGAAGUCGAUCAGGUCACCUACGAGUGUAGAAAGAUUGGAGAAAUGCCAUCGGCGAUGGUAGAGAGUCUAAGGAACGCGAAUUCUCAGAUCUCGACCCCAAGUGCAUCAAUGGAGGGUAAUUUCAUCUACAUCUAUAAUCCUUCGAACCCGGAACAGAUAUUCUUCUGCGAAUUGAACGAGGGGAAGUGCCAAUGGGGUCAAGCCAUGAAUCCCAUGACAAACAUCCGCAGUCGGAUGCACAGAUUCGUGUUCACAUGUUCCAGAGUCGGGAUGGGUGACCUUCAGAAGGGUAUGGCGACUGGGAACAGAAGAUUGACGGUGGAAUCGGAGUGA
Macadamia integrifolia is the source of this 1224-nucleotide messenger RNA. RefSeq names its product F-box/kelch-repeat protein At1g23390-like. The record is from RefSeq and is a predicted model, not a curated record. Gene Ontology annotation, cellular component: nucleus; cytosol. The transcript has a single exon. Gene Ontology annotation, molecular function: protein binding. NCBI's taxonomy places the organism in Eukaryota, Viridiplantae, Streptophyta, Magnoliopsida, Proteales, Proteaceae. The coding region runs from base 1 to 1224 and encodes 407 amino acids. Gene Ontology annotation, biological process: proteasome-mediated ubiquitin-dependent protein catabolic process.